ACAAGAAUUUCGUCACAGUAGGAAUCCAUGGUAGGAAUGCGAUUCACACUUUUGACAGGUGACAGUAGUGCGAUGUGCACUUGGUGCGUCGUCGUUCGGGCUCAAAAAAUGUGAACCCCGAGGUGCUGAUUACGGUAAAUGGCGUCAAAUAACGUUUUGCAUCUAAUAUUAACUGCACGAGAGAUGCGAGAGUCAGCUUUGCAGCACUACAUGCUCCAAGAAGUAUCUUACAAUGAGUAAACGUGAAAAAAAGAACGAGCUUGUAUUCCGCUAUGGUUUCUUCUCAUUGAUGCUACUUUGUAUGCUGUUAGCAUCAUUCAGACCUGAUUUUGGAGGGGUAAAUGGAGUGAUGAAUGGAAACUUGGCAAUUUGGUAUUUUGCUGUGCCUUUAACGUACCUAGAAGCUGGACUAUCUUUUAGUCCAAGUUCACUCUACAUAGCACUAAGUAACGGAUACCUUCUAAUUUUUGUGCUAUGUUUUGUGUACAUUUUGAUGCCUCUAUUGAUCAGAGUCGGAACAAGCCUCUUAACAUACGUUGGAGUCAACGUUUGGCUCCUUAAAGGGAUGGAGGUAUUAUACUGUAUGCCACCCCCGUUUAGUACAGGUCUUGUAUUGAGUCGAUUAGCAGAUGCAGAUCUACCGACCAGUAUAGUUACAACGUUGAUAUCAUAUUUUGUUGGAUUCUUCCUAUCGCCAUUCUUGUUAUACAUGAUGUUAGGUGCAUCAACCGCACCAUUUGUUGGCAUCAAUGUGAGAGAGUUAUUAUUGAGUACCGUGAUACCCUUGGGAGUUGGUGCUAUUCUGCAGCCCACUCUUACUAAAUUGAACAUUUGUUACGGACUACAGACAGCAUGGGUUCCGCAAGCAGCUUUAUUGUUAACUGCAUAUCACUGGUUCUGCGAUGCCUUAUCAGCAGACGCAUCAUCUCUUCAGGCGGUUGACAUUUUACUCUGCGUACUCAUAGCUUGCAUACAGCAGCUCAUCGUUGCCUGGCUUUGUUGGGCACUGUGUUCUCGAUGGUUACCAAGACGUGUUCUUCUGGCUGCCUUGUUCACUACGACACAUAAGUCCGUUGGAUUGGGAGGAUGGCUUCUCCGAGGAGCCUACCACGGAUCAGCUCAUGGUCCCUCGAUCACUUUGCCACUCUCAGUUUUACCAGUUGCACAACUUUUGCUAGGAAGUCUUCUGGCUAAUUGGGUGGCACCCUGACGAAGGGCAAGAGGCGAGGGGUUAGAUGCAAGAGUACCUCUCCUCACGUCUUCGAAAAUCUGCAUAACUCCACAAUCAAUACAACCAGUAGUAUACGAAUUUGUUCCAGGCGUCGUUUAAUUUUUAUCAUUCAAGCAAACCAUUCAAACCCACAAAGCAAAAACAGUAGAAGUGGACUAAUUGAAUUUCAAUGGUUAUUCUACUGUGAGUUAAUACGCAUUUGCUCAAACAUACUACAACCGAAGUGAUCGAUGAAAUUUCAGAAUCAUGAAUUUGUAAGAAUAAUAUAAGUAUCCUCGAUCAAAUGUAGCAUGUAUCAGUAUACGCAAAGGUAAUACAAUAAUAGAUAAUUUUACGUAAUGAACUUAGCUCACUACUAUUUAUGCAUUUCGUAAUUUACAAUUUCAAAACUCUUUACAAUAGCGUAGCGUAACACAGCUUUGCUUAUUUCAUUGUUCGAUGAAGUUGAAGUUAUCCGGCGAUGGCUUAAUACUGUUAGAGGUGAAAUAUCUAAUCUACUAAAAAAAGUUUACCAAGUUUACAAAUAUUUAUGAUAUAGGUAUGCAAUUCCGAUAGAGACUCGUCGAUUUUAAAUAAUUAGUUCUCAAUGGUGAGUGUAUGCGAUAUUGAAGUUUUUCCAGUUUACAUCUUAUUAAAUUUUAGGUAGGAACUAAUUACUCACUUAAAUAGAACUAUUAUUAAAGGAUCUUUGCAACAGAUACAUCUAGUGUACAGUGGAAAGAUCAAGCAUCGGUGAUUCGUUUUGCUAUCAAGGGUCUUGCUCAUGUGUCCAGACUUUAUGGAGAGGACCAGAAUGAUACGUGCUGAUGUAGUUUUAUAUCACUUUUUGGUGUAGAAGAAAUAAGCCCAUACGCGAUAAGGCAAUCUACCAAUAUAGCAAGAGGCGCGUUCGAAGUCCGGUUCCAAAGGUCCUUAAAGUGCCGAGAAUUUUGAAGCACUAUUUAGUAUUACAUAGGCGAGUAUUUGACAAUUUAGAAUUUUCCAGAAUAAGCUAUUUAGAUACAAGUAUUUUAGUAUUUCGCUAAUUAAUGAGGCGUAAGCAUUAACUCUAGCGUUGGCUAAAGACGGUCAACGGCUGUAGUCUUGACAUCCUUUGUGAUAUUUUCCGAACAAUCUAGCUCUAGAUAUGAAAAAUAAAUUAAUUAAUCUACAUCAUAUUUA
Messenger RNA from Athalia rosae (coleseed sawfly), 2392 nucleotides. Its product is annotated as sodium/bile acid cotransporter 7-like. The transcript is spliced from 6 exons. The record is from RefSeq and is a predicted model, not a curated record. Gene Ontology annotation, cellular component: plasma membrane. The coding region runs from base 233 to 1210 and encodes 325 amino acids. NCBI's taxonomy places the organism in Eukaryota, Metazoa, Arthropoda, Insecta, Hymenoptera, Athaliidae.